Molecule: messenger RNA, 2523 nt
Organism: Anoplophora glabripennis (Asian longhorned beetle)
Lineage: Eukaryota; Metazoa; Arthropoda; Insecta; Coleoptera; Cerambycidae
Gene: AcCoAS
Product: acetyl-coenzyme A synthetase
Exons: 8
Coding region: 124-2133 (669 amino acids)
Molecular function (GO): AMP binding; acetyl-CoA synthetase activity
Source: RefSeq, a predicted model, not a curated record
GCCGCCGCCGUAUUGCGCUACCGUGGAUUCCGUGCAGUUACCCCAAGCCACCGACUCUCGGUAGACACACACAAGGUGCACUUAUCUGUCAGAACGGCGCGGUAGUGUGACGGACGUACGAAAAUGCCGUCUGAAAAAUCGGUUUACCAACCCAACGCCGCUCUCGCAAAAAAUGCAUACGUCUCUUCUUUCGCUCAGUACAAGGAGAUGUACCAAAAGUCCAUAGACAACCCGGAGGAGUUCUGGGGCGACAUCGCCAAGCAGUUUUACUGGGAGACGCCGAUAGAUAUUAACAGGUUCUUUAGGUACAAUUUCGAUGUUACCAAAGGACCUAUUUUCAAUAAGUGGUUGGACGGAGCAACCACCAAUAUUUCCUACAAUUUGCUGGACAGAAAUAUAAGGAACGGGCAUGGGGAUAAAGUUGCGUUCUACUGGGAAGGCAACCAUCCAGACGACUACAGUCGUUUAACGUACAAGAAACUUUUAGAAGAGGUUUGUCGGUUCGCAAACGUCCUUAAGAGCAGGGGCGUACAGAAAGGAGACAGGGUGGCUAUGUAUAUGCCCAUGAUCCUUGAAGCAAUCAUCGCAAUUUUGGCUUGCACUAGGAUAGGAGCUGUACACUCGCUUGUGUUUGCAGGAUUUUCGGCGGACUCUUUCGCUGAAAGGAUCCUUGACUGCGAGGCUCGAUUUCUGGUGACGGCUGACGGCGCAUGGAGAGGAGAAAAAUUGCUUCAGUUGAAAACGAUAUGCGAUCACGCAAUGCAAAUUUGCGCACAGAAAGGACACAACGUCGAGACCUGUAUAGUAGUAGCCCACCUGGGAAGGGUGACGUCCCCUCAAGGGACCCAAUACAGAAGCAACAUGACACCCAUGACUGAAGGUCGCGACAUUUUCUGGCAAGACAUCGUUCCCGAAGCAUCGAGCAGUUGCUAUCCUGAAUGGGUAGAAUCGGAAGACCCACUGUUCAUGUUGUACACGAGCGGAUCCACUGGAAAACCCAAGGGAGUAUUGCACACAACUGGUGGUUUUCUCUUGUACGCAGCCACCACAUUCAAGUAUGUCUUCGACUACAAACCAAAUGAUGUAUACUGGUGCACUGCGGACAUUGGUUGGAUCACUGGACACACCUAUGUAGUAUACGGACCAUUAGCCAAUGCUGCCACUUCUGUACUUUAUGAAGGCACCCCAUUUUAUCCCCAGAACGACAGAUUUUGGGAAGUAGUAGAUAAGUAUAGAGUCAAUCAAUUCUAUACUGCACCCACAGCCAUAAGAGCUUUAAUGAAAUAUGAUGAUGAUCUCGUUAGAAGGCACGACCUAUCGUCCUUAAAAGUAUUGGGAUCGGUAGGGGAACUGAUCAACCCUGAGGCAUGGAUGUGGUAUUACAAGCUGGUUGGCCAUGAAAAAUGUUCUAUUGUCGACACGUUUUGGCAAACGGAAACCGGAGGUCACGUAUUAACUCCAUUGCCAGGGGCGACGCCUAUGAAACCAGGGGCGGCGGCGUUUCCUUUCUUUGGUGUCCAGCCAGUCAUCCUAGACGAGGCGGGAAAAGAAGUGAAAGGGGAAGGCGAGGGUUAUUUGGUAUUUUCCAGACCCUGGCCCAGUUUGAUGAGGAGCCUGUACAAUAAUCACGAUCGAUACGAAACGACAUACUUCUCCAAAUUCCCAGGAUAUUACUGCACGGGCGAUGGGGCUAGAAGAGAUUCCGAUGGCUUCCUCUGGGUAACAGGAAGGGUAGACGACAUGCUGAACGUAUCAGGUCAUCUCAUGUCCACAGCUGAAGUGGAGUCCGUCCUAACGGAACACCAUUCCGUCGCCGAAGCCGCUGUAGUUUCCAAGUCCCAUCCCAUUAAAGGCGAGUGCCUGUACUGUUUCAUAACCACUACAGACCACGGGGUUUACAACGAAACUCUCCUCAAGGAAUUGAAGCAAUUGGUAAGGGAGAGGAUAGGUCCCUUCGCUCAGCCAGAUGUGAUACAGAAUGCACCCUCUCUGCCAAAAACUAGGUCUGGAAAGAUCAUGAGACGGAUUUUAAGAAAAAUCGCCGCCAAUGACAGGAAUGUUGGAGAUACCAGCACAUUGGCCGACAGUUCGGUCGUGGAACUGUUAUUUUCCACGAGACCUGCCAACGCCUAAAGGAAUAUUGGAGUAACUUAUCUAGAUGUUGAUAUUUUAGCAAAUUUACACAUUUUUUUGGGAACCAGUACUUACUUUUAGAAAUCAUUUUACUUCAUACAGAUUUUGUUAUGACGCCCUUAAAAAUAUAUUUUCAACGCAGCCUUUAGUAAAAUUAUAAUAGCUUUUAGGGAUAUUAAAUGAAUGUGAUUCAACUGCAUGUAAUUAUGCUCAUCGCUGUUCCUUGUACCAAAAACUUUUGAAAUUGCCUUUCAUAAAUUGCAUUUAAGCAACUACACUGUCGUUAUGCGUUUACUUUUUUAAGUUAUUGAAUCGUGUAAUUUAUUGUUCAAUGUUAGAAUUACUGUUAAAUCAAUGUAUCUAUUUAUUACAAUAAAAUUAUUUUUAUAA